Messenger RNA from Panicum virgatum (switchgrass), 1353 nucleotides. RefSeq lists its product as uncharacterized. NCBI's taxonomy places the organism in Eukaryota, Viridiplantae, Streptophyta, Magnoliopsida, Poales, Poaceae. The record is from RefSeq and is a predicted model, not a curated record. The transcript is spliced from 4 exons. Bases 1 to 1353 code for a protein of 450 amino acids.
AUGACGACGUGGAGCGAGGUGUUAUCCGCCGGCGACGUCGACAACCUGGGGGUACAAUUGGCCCAACACGGCGUUGCCCUACGUCAAGGCGACGAGGCGGGCCGUGGAGCCGGUGCGGCGGUGGCGCAGUUCCCGCCGAACCACGAGCGGUUCAUGCUGCGCUGCGACGUUACAUUCUUGUGGAAAAUCAUCGUCUCCGUCCUCUCGAUCUGCCUUCCUCACCGGGAGCGCACGCAGAUGGGCAGCAUGAGCAAGCGGAGCGGGCUCGGCCGCCAUUCCGGUUCUUUCCUGCUCGGGGCUCUCCUCCCCACCGCCCUGCUCUUCUUCCUCGCCUCCGACAGGGUCGGCGAGCGCUUGACAAGCAUAUCGAGCAUCGGGAAUGGGUAUCUGUUGAACUGCCCCGCUCGACAGGCAAAUCUCUCGGCACCUGCCGGAGACGACGAGGAGGAGCAGGACGUCGACAGGUUUCCCGGGCUGGCCGAGCUGCUGCCGAGGGUGGCCACGGCCGACCGGACGGUGAUCGUGACGUCGGUCAACGAGGCGUGGGCGGCGCCGGGGUCGCUGCUGGACCUCUUCCGCGCGAGCUUCCGGAACGGCGAGGGCAUCGAGCACCUGCUCAACCACACCCUCAUCGUCGCCGUCGACGCCGGCGGGUUCGACCGCUGCAGGGCCGUGCACCCGCACUGCUACCUCCUCGAGGUCAGGUCGGCCAACGUCAGCGCCGCCAACCGCUUCCUCAGCAAGGGCUACCUGGAGCUCGUCUGGACCAAGCUCUCGCUCCAGCAGCGCGUGCUCGAGCUCGGCUACAACUACCUCUUCACGGACGUGGACGUGAUGUGGUUGCGCGACCCGUUCCGGCACAUCAACCAGUACGCCGACGUGACCAUGUCGUGCGACCGUUUCUCCGGCGAGCCCGAGUCCCUGAAGAACUCGCCCAACACCGGCUUCCACUACGUCAAGUCGACGGAGCGGACGGUGGCGAUGGUGCGGUACUGGCGGGCUGCGCGGCCGCGGUUCCCGCCGCACCACGACCAGAAGAUCUUCGACAACAUCAAGCGCGAGCUGGCGGGCAAGCUGGGCGUCCGGAUCGCCUUCCUCGACACGGCGCUCUUCGGCACCUUCUGCGAGUUCCGCGACGGGAUCGACGGCGGGGUCUGCACGAUGCACGCCAACUGCUGCAUCGGGCUGGACAACAAGGUGCGCGAGCUCAGGGGCGUGGUCGCGGCCUGGAAGAACUACACGGCCCUGCCGCCGGCGGAGAAGGAGGCCGGCAAGGCCAGCUGGCCGUACCCGACGCGGUGUAGGGCGGCGCGGCGCGCCAAACCGGCCCGGCCGGCGCCGAUCAAAAACUAG